AUGUCACGCCGCGAACGGGAAGACGUCGCCUCCAGUGACGGCGAGGACGACGCCGCCCACCACAGCGGUGACGACCGCAGCCCGGGCCACGAGUAUGGCUACUACGAGCUACCCCCGCCCUUCCACGGCCGCCGCUGGGCCGAUGACGAGGUCGCCUCCCGCGUCUCGUCCUCCCUCGCCGACGCCAAGACCGUCAGCGAUACCACCGACCUCGCUACCCUACACCGCCUCGCCGUCGAGGUUAACAAGGUCCUUGGCCAGAUCAAAUCCAACUGGGGUCGCCUGGACGGCGUGCUCCGUCCCUCAGGCCCGUUCAAGGCUGCCGCUCCGGAGCUCGAGAACCAGCACGCCCGCCUCCGCGACCUUAUCGCCGAGCGCUCGCGGCCGCACCUAAGGCCGCUGAGGCUGCAGGACCUGCCGCCGGAAAUCCUAGCAAACGUCGUCGCGCAGUGCGAGCGCGGCGCUCAAACGCACGAUGACCCGGACCUCGCGACAGGGGUCGGCGCCAGACCGCCGGGGGACGUCGCGACGAUCCGCAGCCUGCGCCUGACGUGCCGCGUGCUCGCCGAACUCGCGGCACCGCACCUCGUGCGCGUCGUGGACGUGGCCAUGACGCCCGCGUCCCUGGCGAAGCUGGACGCCAUCUCGCGCCAUCCGACGAUCAGCGGCGGCGUGCACCACGUCCGCGUCGGCCUGGCGUCGUAUCCGGCGUCGCUAAAGACCGAAUGGGCCCAGUUCGUGCACUUUGUGCUCCGGAGCCUCGUCAUCGAAGCGAAGCGAGGCAACCGCGCUAGCGGGCUUUGCAAGGAGGAUCUGGGGAAGCACAGGGCGAGGAUGGAGGAGUGGAGGCGGCCCGGUGCGGAGCCGCCCUUCCUAGUGCAGACGUUUGGGGAGUACAAGCGGCGGUGCGACGAGUACGAGGCCGUCCGCGCCGGGUUUGGGGACGCCGUUGCGCGGGCGGUGGCGCGCAUGCGCAAUGCGACGCGAGUCGAGGUGAACGACAAGGUCGCGCAGGACCCGCGGGACGAGUGGCACGGGAGAUACGAACCGAGGCGGGAGAACGACGGCCUCGUCGACGAACAGGUCUUGACGGAGCUCCUCACCCAGCCGAUGCAGUGGGAGUACGCCGCGGCGUACGGGUGGGGUGAGGCGAGCGACCAUCCCGUCGAAGCCCUCCGGGAGCUUUUGGUGAGUCUCGGACGCCAGGAGGCCGGGCUCACCCGCCUCGCCGUGAACCUCACGCCGCCCGCGCGGUACCACGGCCUGGGAUGCACCGAAGCUGAGAGAGAGGACAUCAUCAAAGCCGUCCGCGGGGUGAGUUUCGCCGCCUUCGAGGUGAAGACCCGCGACCCCAUGUUCACCGGCUUCGAUCAGCCUACCUGGCCGCCGCGCAGGCCGGAGGAGCUCGAGCGCCUCGGGACCUUCAUGAGCGCGGCGCUGGCGUCGGAGGAGCUGAUCUCCGUGAUCCUCGAUUUCGGGGGUCUCCGGCGCGAGAACCAGGACCUCUGGGCCUUCAACACGCUGCUGGGAUCUGCACCACAGAACUGGCGCAACCUGAACCGACUGGUCCUACAUGACCCGUGCCUCAGCGCCUCGGAUCUCGAGGUCCUCGUCGGCGAGCGGAUGACGUCGUUCGGCAUAUACUCACCGCAUCUGACCGACGGGUCUUGGGCCGACGUGCUGGAUAUGCUACGCGACAGGGCGGAUCCGGCGAGGAGGGACAAGGGCGAAACGCCCAUGAAGGUCGACGGAUUGACGCAGAUGACGGGCGGGGAGUCGGAGAUGAUGACGGGCUCGCAGUAUGACAACGCCUUCGUGCGGCCCGAAGUCGUGGUGCCGCAUGCCGGAGGCUUGACUCCGUACGGGGAGCAGCUCAGUGCUGGCCAGCGGCUGAGUCCGGUGAUGCGGUUCGUGUCACAUUUCCAGGAUGUCAAUCCGGUACGUGCGGUGCUUUGA
Colletotrichum spaethianum is the source of this 1956-nucleotide messenger RNA. RefSeq lists its product as uncharacterized. Bases 1 to 1956 code for a protein of 651 amino acids. The transcript has a single exon. NCBI's taxonomy places the organism in Eukaryota, Fungi, Ascomycota, Sordariomycetes, Glomerellales, Glomerellaceae. The record is from RefSeq and is a predicted model, not a curated record.